GCUGUGGUGGGAGCGGGGCGCGCGGGCAGUGCCGGUGCAGGGCUCGGAGCGGCAGGUGAUGGGAGAGAGCGCGCGCGUGCGGGUGAGUUAGACGGGGUGAUGGUGAAGGUGAUGAUGAUGAUGGGCUCCGGGAUGAAGAUGAAAAAGGAUGAAGCGCAGGCUCUGGCGCGGAGCUGCGCGAGCAGACCGGAUUUUCUCCCGUGCGACGGAUCGGUGUGCGCCACGCACACGCACGGCAAGUGCUUCAGACUGCACUGGUGCUGCCACCUGGGCUGGUGCCACUGUAAAUACGUCUACCAGCCCAUGACGAGCGUGGGUCAGUUACCCAGCACCACCAUCCCCGCUGCUCCGUCAUUUUACACAGACACCAUCGAUCUGUCCAUCUCUCUGACCGAACGUUUCCUACGCAUCGCUCCCUGCUUCAGACCGCCCCUCUACCCAGAAUACCCCCGGUACUGCAACAUCGCCGAGCUCUUCAUAGACGACUACAUCGUCAAACGCAUCAACGGCAAGAUGUGCUACGUUCAGAGGCCGGUCCCUCAGAUGGAAGCCCCGCCCACUCCUCAUCCACAUGCUCCGCCCCCCCUUGACACUCGAACAGCCAGUCUGCAUCAACUGGACGCUCGUACCGGACAGCACUCUGCGAAUACUGUUACACUGGAUGCUAACAAAGGACACGUGGUUAUGGAUACAGUUAAAGCACCUAAAAUGGACCACUGCUCGUCCCCGUCCAACUCGGACGAUUCUGGGAUUAACGCAGGUGGCAGACACUACCUGGAGUCGUGUGAGGAAGAGACUGAGGAGGAGGAGGAAGAGGAGGAAGAUGAUGAGCUGAGCGAGGGACGAGUGUCCAGUCCCAGCAGUCUGUGGGAGCAGGACGGAUGUGGGCUGCUUUCACCUUCUAAAUCCACUGUGGAGAUCAUCGAAAACAUAGAGACCACAGUGUAACAAAGCAGGGCUGCAACUGUUAGACAAUUAGACAUUUAGACAAUGUCAGCUAGGAUUUUUAUUAUUAAUGCAUUGUCUACUGAAGUAAAAAACACACUCUGUAAUGCUCUGUACUGUUCAUAUGAUUCACACUCUUAUUCUGACAAACUGUAAUACACUGCAAGAAGCCUAGGGGGCACUAUACAAUGCUAUAUAGAGUUCAUAUGAUCCACACACAAAUUCUGACAGAUUGUAAUACACUACAGAAAGUAUAUGGGGCGCUCUAUAAUGCUCCAUAAUGUUCAUAUAAUCCACAUGCUCAUUCUGACAGAUUGUAAUACACGACAGAAAGUAUAGGGGGGGCACUAUAAUGCUCUAUAAUGCUCCAUAAUGUUCAUAUAAUCCACAUGCUCAUUCUGACAGAUUGUAAAACACUACAGAAAGUAUAGGGGGAGCUCUAUAAUGCUCUAUAAUGCUCCAUAAUGUUCAUAUAAUCCACACACUAAUUCUGAUAAACUGUAAUUCACUGCAGAAAUCAUAAAGGGCACUCUAUAAUGCUCUAUAAUGUUCACAUGAUCCACACAUUCAUUCUGACAAACUGUAAUACACUACAGGAAGUAUAGGUGGAGCUCUAUAAUGCUGUAUAAUGUUCACAUGAUCCACACGUUCAUUCUGAUAAACUGUAGUUUACUACAGGAAGACUAGGGGGCGCUCUGUAAUGCUCUAUAAUGUUCAUAUGAUUCACACAUUCAUUUUGACAGACUGUAAUACACUACAGGAACCCUCGGUGUGGAAAUAGUGAUCAGUUGCAGCCCUAAAUACAAAACAGCAUUUUCUCUCUCUCUGGCUGGUUUUGGACACAUUGGAUUGUUGAAUUCUGAAUUAUUUGACAGGUCUGAUCUCGGGAACUCUCACAGGUCGUCUCACAGUUUCUUCCACUGUGUAUAUUAAAACGUUACCUAGAACACAUAAACAGAUUCUGGUUUACGUCACCACAACCCUCACCAUGUCUAAAACACUCACAAACAAGCACUAGCCUAUAACCAGGCUGCAUCACUGCACAUCAAACGUAGUAAAAGCAGUAGUAUUAUUCAGUUUAUUAUCAUCACUUCUGUCUGUUUCCAUAUCCUUAAAGGAGACCUAGGAAGACUCCACUGCUGACACUUCAAAUAUGAGAAACUUGGAGCAAUUUGCCAAAGAAGAGUGGUACAAAAUUACAUUUGAGAUGUUUAAGAAGCUUGUCGAUGGUUUUAGGAAGUGAUCGAUUUAUUUGUUUUUUUUUCCCCAAAGGGUGUGCAACCAAAUAUAAUAUAAUAUAUUACAAUAUUUGUGUGUUGUUGCAAUACACACAUAAUAUAUGUGUGUAAUGAACUUGCAAUAAUUGUUUGGUAGAAAUACUAAUUUAUCAGUUAAAAAAAGCUUCACAAAAACCUUCUGAUUUAUGUUACUCCUUAUUUAUGUUCUUAAAAUGGACCAUUUCCCUUCUCUUUUUUAUAUAAUUUUCUACCAAUUUACAAUUGGCCAAUUACCCAACUUAUUCAUUAGGACUCCCCCUAUCACUAAUAAUGCUCCAACACCAGGAGGGUGAAGAACGGCAUAUGCCUCCUCUGAUACAUGUGAAGUCAGACUCCGCCUCUUUUCGGAGGAAAGCGCAGCGACACGGUUCUGAUACAUCAGCUCACAGACGCAACCUUGUGCUGAUCCACAUCACCCUAGGAGUGAUCAGGGGAAAGAGUGCCAUCUACCGUAUCCACCCAGAGAGAGAGCAAGACCAAUUGUGCACUCUCAGGGCUCCAGCAGCCGAUGGCAAGCUGCAUGACCAUGAUUCGAACCAGAGUUUCCCUUCUUUAAAUCAAAUCAGUAAUGUCUGAUUCGCGUAAAAAAAAAUUAAUACACAAAUACUCUAAUGUACUUCAACUCUGUUAUGGUUUAAAAGUGUUUAAAAGCCAAGGUUCUAGGUGGUUCUGUGUGGUUUCUGAGGACUUUAGGGAUAAAAUAUGAAGCAGAUUCCAGGGUAACUGAGUAAAUCUGAUUAAAUGCUGAUCUGUUUUUAUUCUGAGAGUUGUUUCUGUGUGGAGUUGAGUUCUAUAGUAAGAGUACUCUGCUGAAAAACUGCUUCUCACUGUGUCUUUCAGUAAAGAGGAUUAAUGAUUACCAACACACACAUUCACACACCUCACUGUCACUCUGCAGUGUUCACUCUGAAUCACUCUUUAUUAUAAUAAUCUCACUCUUUCUCUCAUUUUCUUAUAAAGACCUGAACUGUU
Astyanax mexicanus (Mexican tetra) is the source of this 3194-nucleotide messenger RNA. Its product is annotated as UPF0524 protein C3orf70 homolog B. The record is from RefSeq and is a predicted model, not a curated record. The transcript is spliced from 2 exons. Lineage: Eukaryota; Metazoa; Chordata; Actinopteri; Characiformes; Acestrorhamphidae. The coding region runs from base 100 to 948 and encodes 282 amino acids.